Leishmania mexicana MHOM/GT/2001/U1103 is the source of this 3144-nucleotide messenger RNA. RefSeq lists its product as hypothetical. Gene Ontology annotation, molecular function: RNA binding; pseudouridine synthase activity. Lineage: Eukaryota; Euglenozoa; Kinetoplastea; Trypanosomatida; Trypanosomatidae. Gene Ontology annotation, biological process: pseudouridine synthesis. Bases 1 to 3144 code for a protein of 1047 amino acids. The record is from RefSeq and is a predicted model, not a curated record. The transcript has a single exon.
AUGCAUGUCUCUCCCUCCCACCCUCUGCCGACCUUCCUCGUGUGUCUCCGGCUUGCGUGCUCUCGCGCUUUCUCUUCCGCCGACGCACCUCUCCAUACCUACACUUGGCAGUCCUUCAUGGCUGCUGCUUCCUCCGCCACCACCGCGGUUGAACCAGGAGACCGCUACCUCACCCGUGAUCCCUGCUGCCUAGAGUGCUGUCACCGAAACAGUGGUGCGUUAGUAGCGCCCCUAGCCGGAUCACUCGAGCACGGUGCCGCCACCUGCGGAGAUGCAGUGCUUACCUUUCCGUCAGCCGCUGCAGCGGACCGCAACGUAGCGUGGAUUGCGGUGAGGCCGUACAGCUACCUCUUCCGCGCACCAGCGAAGGGUCGGUGGCUGGGCCGCGGUCUUCUGGAGCUCUUCCUGCAGGAGUUUGCCUUCGUACCCUUCGAUACCACUGCCACCGCCGCGACAGUGCCGUUGCCGUUGGCGCGGGAGCUCGCAUCCGCCGACACAACCUCCGGCACUAUCCGCUCUGCAGUGGUGCCACUUCUGCUACAGCGGCGAGCGGCGUCGAUGUUGCCGUCAAGCACCACAUCCCCGUUGCCCUCAACAUGUAUCAGCGGCGGCGCCACACUCGACCGUCGAUUUACCCUCCCCGCGUACAUAGAGGAGCUGUGCGAGGGCGUGCUUUGGCUGCGCGACCGAGAGGCGGAGUGCCGGGCGGUGGGGCGCCGCUACCGAAAGGCCCUCAUCGACGUUGUGGCACGCGCCCAACGCAGCCACCUCAGCCCCGGCAGCGCAGAUGGCGGCGCUCGUGAAAGAGGCGACAGUGGUGCGCUUGGCGUGCAGCCGUAUCCGCCGCCGCCGCAGCAGAUGGGUGUACCUCCUCAAGCGACUGCGCCAGCAGCCACACUUUGCGCGAUCCCGAUCAGCGAGACGAGCGCGACGCCAAGCGAGUGGGCUGCGUGGUGCCGCACAGUUCUGUGGCUGGCGGAGUUGCCCUCCGAGGCCGAAGUCGACGUGCUGUUGCCGCGCAUGCUGCUGGCCGCAUCUACAUCGCCAUCUGGAGACAGCACCGUUGCGCAGGUAACUGAUGGGGCGCACACCGCGAGCGCCGCUGUCGUCCGUGCACCUCCCCCGCCACUUCUCUCGCUUCAGCAGAGGGACGUGGUAUGUCACCGUGUGUGGCGUCGCGAAGGACGCAUGUUCGCGCAGCCGCCGCUGGAGAUCAUCCGCUGCGACGUGGCCGCGACUUUCUCUACCGUGUCUCCUGCGGCGCAUUGCAGGGCACCGGCGUCCGUGGCAAAGACGCUUGCCAUGAUCGUGGUAAGUAAGCCGCCAGGGCUGCCGGUGCACCCCUCCGGGUGCUACCGAAAGAAUUCGGUGACGAGCAUCCUUGAAGACGUGCUGGGCGGUGGAGGUGACGGCGAUGCGCGCCGCCUCUACCGCAUCGAGGAGCACUACGCCGGCACGGCGACGGGCGGCACGCUGUCGCAUCGGCCGUACGCCUCCGUUGUUCACAGGAAGGGCGGCUUUGAGCUCAUUCGUGUGUGGCUGCGGCGCACUCCGUGCGCAAGGGACGCUAGCGCAGCCGUCGCUGGCGGCUCUUCGUCCUCCAUCGCCUCUGUCGAUGAAACUGGCGUGACUGCCGAGGACUGGGCAGUGCUCAAGGCCCUCUUCAUGCGCGAACGCGAGGCGACGACGCAACGGGCUCAGCCGAGCAAUCCACAAGAGGACGCGGGUGCAGGUCGCCACGACGUUAUCGCCCUCGCAGCGGAGACGGGACGGCGCGUGAAGCGUCCGCGCGAUGUCGAGGGCGGCGACGCGGCAGCUGCUGUUCCGCCCUCGUACACGAUGAAGGCCUUCGUCGUGCAUCGACUCGACGCGGCCACCAGCGGUGUACUCCUCUUGGGGUUGAACAGCCAUACGGCACGGCGCACGGCGGCAGCCAUUGCGAGCAAGGCUCUCCAGGGAGGCAGCGAGGACGACGACGAUGAAAGUGCCUCGAACGGCAAUGUGCGUGGGGGAGACGACGUACGGGACGGCGCUGGCUCGGAGACCCCGCCUCCACCGCUACCAGCGCCAUCGUCGCACAAAGUGUAUUGCGCACGAGUGCACGGCCGAGUAGACCUCGAGAGCCUUGCACGCCAGCAGCAUCAUUGCGUCCUUCACACCCCAUCGCCGCUGACGCAACGCGCGAGCAAUGGGCUUGGGGCACCUGGCGCUGCUGUUGCAACAGCUGACACGAGCAGCGCGGCACGAGACAACGCUGCUGCCGAGCUCCUUGUCCGUCGACCCAUCGGGUGCCUGGAUCACCACAACAGCCUGUACUGGUCGCCGGAUGCCGCCGUCACAGACUCGUGGCAGCGGCACCAGGCAGACGUCAAACACCAGCAACAGCAAGCAUGCGAGCUGCGCAACAGCUCGCCCUCGGGCGGACGAGGCAAGACAGGUCGCACGCCAGAGGCUGUUGCGGCUAAGCAUGAGCACAUGCGUCAGCUUACGCGAGGUGGCAGAGCGGCCUCGGUUGGCGCGCUGGCUUCAGCUCUGCAACCUGUGAGCGACGUUGGAGCAGCUCCGCCGGCACGAGAGACGUCGACGGCUCGUUCGGAUACCUCCAGCCGUGUGCAGCAGUACUUGCAGACGCUUCGCUCGGCCAAAACAGCGUUAAAGGUGAUGCACUACGACCAAGCCACCGAUCAGACAGUGGUGAAGUGCACCCUAGGCACGGGUCGCACGCAUCAGCUACGCGUCCACCUCGCCUCUCUCGGACACCCGAUUGUGCACGACAGCAAGUACAUCGCCUUGGAGGCGCACAUGCGCAACUUGGCCAAAGAGGGCAAGCACGGCCCGGCAGAGAGCAGCGAGGCGACCGCGGCCACCAGCAUCCCCCGCGCGCCUCUCGCUUCGGAGGCUUCGCUUGCUUGCUUCUACAAAAGCCGUGCUGCUGUCGCCAACUCUGAGGUUGGUGGUGGCACUGCCGCAGCCGGUGCUGCGCUGGGGGAUUGGUGGCAGCCGGAGGUCUUCGCAGAGAGCAGAAGCGCGCGCGGCUGCAUAUGCCCGGAGGCCAUCGAUCUGCAUGCUUGGCAGUACACGCUCACUUACGACGACGGCGAGCUUGUGUCCGUUGAAGUGCCGCUGCCCUCGUGGGCACACUAA